AACGGCGUUGAAGAGGCACAGUUUAUCGGAGGUCAAAUAAAAAUCAACCACAAUGGUGAGUCCGUCAUAAAUGCGUCAUUCACAAGAAGGGAAAACGGCUCAAUUGUCUAUUGUGAACAUGACGCACGGAAAAUAGCACAAUGGACGAUUUUUGUGUUGUCAUCAAGAUACUAAAACAAUGUCCCGGAAAGAGAAAAAUAAUGCAUUUGAAUAUCAUCCGUACUUUCGUACAAUGUGAACCUAAAUUUAGUUUAAGUGCAGAUUCGUUCAUACGACACAAAGACACCAUUUUGUUUUACGGAUCAUUUCUGCUGAGAGCACUGGAUCCACCGACGGUUGUUGACAAAUACACAGAGAUUGCCGAGAACGCAACGAUUCGUGAGGAAUGUACUAUUAUUCCGGGUAACCCGAGAACAUCUAACAUACGUUGGAGCAAAGGGAAUGUAGUGUUUCCGCAUAAGCAACUUGUAAUAACACAUAUUAGCAGGCAUGAUGCUGGAAAUUACACAUGUGAAGCAACUAACCUAUUUGAUAAAGAUGAACUGGCCUUUGUUGGUAACCACACAGGCACUCUUCGACUGAUAGUCUUGUACCCGACAACAGUCACACGUUUCUUCAUCAAUGGCAUGAUCGAAGAGAAGGAGGUGACACUCGUAGAAACGGGCAAUGUAACUAUUCAUUGUUUUGGCGAUGGUAAUCCAGCGCCGACGCUUACGUUAAUAACCAAUGUUGGAGACAAUCAAAGGAACGAGACGUUAGCGACUGUCAACAGCACUUAUCUUUGUUAUGGCAUUUCUACUCUUGGCAGCCAUCAUUCUGGGAAAUACACCUGUGUAACUUCCAACCGUUUUGGCGAGAAGUCUAGAACUCUACAUUUAAUUAUCAAACAGUUACACGAAAUUGCAAAAAUCAUGCAAGCGUAUUUGGUAACACAAAAUGAAACAUCAGCCAACUUGCGAUGGAUUCUUGCUGACGAUGCGUUGUUCCACGUAGUGGAGAACAAGACGUGCUUUCUGCUUUACAAGACCAGUGAACAGACAGAAUGGAUCAAUGAUAUUGCAGAUAUCAACAGGAAGGUGACGCAGCUGGAUUUCCAGCUGAUGAACCUGCGUCCAGAUACUCAAUAUGAAGCUAAACUGAUUGCAAAUUUAUCGACUGGCAAUUACUCCAUCGCACCGUCAUUAACGUUCAGGACAUUGUCGUUUUCAAAAGCAACGGGACUCGAAGUCGUUGUUGCGUAUAUCGUCGGUUCGGUGGCGGUGCUUAUCGUAUGUAUAGGCGUUAUGCUGCGAAUGUAUACGAAAAGGUCACUUCUGGGUGAGAUACACGGGGAGAUCAAUAACAAACGUAUUAACGUGCCAAUUUCUCCGAGCUCUAUGAAUACGGUGGGCAAUGCAACCGCGCUUAUAUUAUCAGGCGACGAAGACCAUUACGACUGCAUUAGGAUGAGCAGAACAACCUCAUGCAUCAAUCUACAAGACGCUAACAGUGGCCGUUUUGAAUCAUCCCCCUCUCAAGUUAUUGGUGAAACAAAUCCCCGUGAUACAAUUCGUGUGAAGACUGAAACGGCCAAUAAAGUCGCUUAUGAAUUCCUGGAUCGCACUAGAAACCAGGCUGAGGAUCAGUACAACUCUAUGGCAGAGGUUGCUGAAGGUGACAUGGACGAAUACGUCACUGGGUGCUGUCAUAGCAGUAGUUCGGACACCGAUUCGAUAAUAUCCGACAAAUGUUUACAGUGCCUAACAGGUCAGCGAAUUACCGGUUUUGCUUUUUUAGCAUAG
Messenger RNA from Dreissena polymorpha, 1781 nucleotides. RefSeq lists its product as uncharacterized. Bases 141 to 1781 code for a protein of 546 amino acids. The transcript has 10 exons. NCBI's taxonomy places the organism in Eukaryota, Metazoa, Mollusca, Bivalvia, Myida, Dreissenidae. The record is from RefSeq and is a predicted model, not a curated record. Gene Ontology annotation, cellular component: cell-cell junction. Gene Ontology annotation, molecular function: cell adhesion molecule binding. Gene Ontology annotation, biological process: cell-cell adhesion.